Neospora caninum is the source of this 1005-nucleotide messenger RNA. Its product is annotated as putative protein phosphatase 2C. The transcript has 7 exons. Gene Ontology annotation, biological process: protein dephosphorylation. Lineage: Eukaryota; Apicomplexa; Conoidasida; Eucoccidiorida; Sarcocystidae. The record is from RefSeq and is a predicted model, not a curated record. Bases 1 to 1005 code for a protein of 334 amino acids. Gene Ontology annotation, molecular function: protein serine/threonine phosphatase activity.
AUGGCAAUUCAGGCGCUGGUGGUGGAUAUGGCAAUCUAUUCCCACCCAAACGUCCGUAUACAAGCGCUGUUCGAUGGUCAUGGCGGGCCGCACGUUGCCCACUACGCUGCGAAUCACCUUCAAUCUCUUUUCGCGAAGCAUAGGAGCUUGUCUCGACAAACCAUCGAGAAGAUCUGCAAUGAUUUGGAUGAGGAGCUCAAGAUGUAUAAAAUAAUACAUAGCGGCUCAACAGGUGUAAUAGUUGUAAUUGAGAAGGUGGAGAAGCCGGAACAGGUCACCGUUCGUGGAAGACAAAUUGUGGGGGACCCGGCAAUCACACCUCUCAAAGAGGAAUAUGGACAAGAGGCGUCACCAGCUGCACAGAUAACGCUGGGAUCGCCUGAUGCUCCAUUUCGCCUUUACGUUAUAAACGUUGGAGACAGCCGGGCGAUGCUGCUCGGUGGGAAUGACUACUAUGAGAUGACAAAGGAUCACAAACCCGAUGAUCCCGAAGAAAAGAGCCGCAUUGAGCGAGCUGGGGGGUUUGUAACCGAUGAGACCGCAAGAUCGGUCGCUCGAGUCAACGGACUUUUAGCUGUCAGCAGAUCAUUCGGCGACUUCCUUUUAAAGGAGCCAGGGUCCGGUGACACACCAGUGAUCUCCAAGCCAGAUAUCCGGUAUUUCUUCGCUACCUACGGUGAUUUACUGCUCCUCUUUUGUGACGGCGUGACGGAGCCGGCUGAAAUGAGCUGGGCUCAUGUGGCGGCAUUCGCGCGGGAGACUUUCUCACAAACGAAUGACGUAGUUAAGACUGCAACGUUUCUUGCCGACAAGGCUUACGCGGCAGGUUCUUUCGACAAUAUCAGCACAAUAGUUACCUCACUCCGUCAGGAGCCCGCAGCGGUUCCUGUCGCAACCCUUCAAGCCCACGUUUGGACCAGAGACAAGCUGAUAACUACACUAAGCGAAGAUUGGACGCAUCGACUUGAGACGGCAAAAAGUAACUUUUUCUUGCCCCUAUUUUAA